AUGUUGAGGAAAUUUGGUGGGAGUUCAAGGUAUAGGGAUACUUAUGCCACGGAAGACAUAGGGUGUAGCAUAAGUAGCUCGGGGAAGGCGGGGUCGCGUACCCCUGAUUCGCAAAUCACAACAGUCGAUGUACAAAAGAUGCUAGAAGCUGGUAUGAAUGUAGCCAAAUUUAAAAUGUCAAGUAGUACGAGAGGGGAUAAAAUAAGGCUUCUAGGAAAAAUUGACAAGGCAGCAAAAGAGUGCUGUAAAAAAUAUAAUGUUACUGAUUGGCCUAUAGCUACUUGUAUAGAGUUAAAGACUUGUAUAGUAAAAACAGGCUUAUUGGAAACCGAAAGUGAAUUCAUUUCACUUCAAAAAAACUCUGAAAUUAUUUUGACACACAACGUCACGUACUUUAACAAAUGCAACGCUGGGCGAAUUUUUGUCGACAAUCCUUUUUUAGUAGUCGAUGUGAAGGCCGGGACGGAAAUAUCGUUAGCUGCUGAUGAAAUUAUUUUAAAAUGUACUGGUGUAAUAGAUGAUAAAUCUAUAAAAUGCGUUGUAUCCAAAGGCGGUAAACUUACUAGCCUUUGUAAUGUGUGCACUAGAAAUAUAAAACAUUCGAGACCACUGAUAACGAAAAAAGACAUCGAAAUAAUAAAAUUUGCUUUAGAAUAUCAAAUUGAUACUAUAAUAAUCAAUUACGUUCGUCAUCCCAAUACAAUAAAAAGAAUAAAACAAUUUGUUAAGACAAUGAAACUAAAAAAACCAUUUUUAUUAUGCGGCAUAUGUACUCAAGAGGGUCUUGAAAAUAUUGAUGAUAUAAUAAAGGAAACCGAUGGUUUGAUAUUGUCCAGAGAAUAUUUACCUUACGAAAUUGAAGCAUCAAAACAGUAUCGAAUGACUCAAAUUCAAAAAAAUGUUGUGGGCAAAUGUUUACAGGCAGGCAAGCCAUUGUAUAUAUCUGGCGGCGUCUUUGAAAAUGCUCUCAAAACUGGUGAUUUCAUCAACUGUGAAAUAUCAGAUGUGACUAACUCUUUAUUGGAGGGAGUUAGUGGCUUUAUAUUAAAAGAUUGUUAUGACACAGACAUCAUAGUAGAAGUGUUAAAAGGAAUGAAUGAAUUAUGUUAUACUGUUGAACCGUUGAUAUUAAAUAAGAAGACAAACUUCACUAGAGUAAUCAAUGAGCUUAAAGUACCAGUUAACGCUGCAGAGGCUGCUGCAAUAUCUUGUGUUACUAUUGCUAAUCAGAUAAAUGCACGGGUGGUUAUAAUACCAACUGUUAGCGGCAAAACGAUCAGAUUUUUGCAUUGGUUGAGGCCAUCCUGCUUGAUUAUCACUAUCAAUACUGACGUACGUGUCAUGCGCUAUCUUCGAGUCUACAGAAGUGUAAUGCCACUUAUGUAUAAAGGUGAACAACAUAACAAUUGGGAUAAGAAUAUUUCAGCGCGUAUCUUCUUAGGCGUGGAAUAUGCAGUCAAAAGAAGUUGGCUUUUGUAUGGGGAUACGUACAUAACACUUCAACGAGGAUCCGAAUUCAGCUCUUUUUGUGAUACAGUCAGAAUUUGGAAAGUCAGCAUUACUAACAAACCCAUAGUAGAAUGUCCUGACGAUGACGCAAAUCCUUUUCUCUCUGACAUGUAUUUAGAGUAAAUAUUUUAACAAAAACAUGUAAUUUA
Messenger RNA from Nymphalis io (European peacock), 1658 nucleotides. RefSeq names its product pyruvate kinase-like. The coding region runs from base 1 to 1632 and encodes 543 amino acids. Gene Ontology annotation, molecular function: magnesium ion binding; pyruvate kinase activity; potassium ion binding. The record is from RefSeq and is a predicted model, not a curated record. The transcript is spliced from 9 exons. Lineage: Eukaryota; Metazoa; Arthropoda; Insecta; Lepidoptera; Nymphalidae. Gene Ontology annotation, cellular component: cytoplasm. Gene Ontology annotation, biological process: glycolytic process.